Messenger RNA from Plasmodium berghei ANKA, 4995 nucleotides. RefSeq names its product conserved Plasmodium protein, unknown function. Bases 1 to 4995 code for a protein of 1664 amino acids. The transcript has a single exon. Lineage: Eukaryota; Apicomplexa; Aconoidasida; Haemosporida; Plasmodiidae. The record is from RefSeq and is a predicted model, not a curated record.
AUGGAAGUUAAAGAAAAACAAGAUGACCAUGUGUUAAUUUUUGACACAACAAAUAGCAUAAAUCAUCUCACAGGAAACGAAUUCUAUUUUUUUUCUAACCAUGACGCAAAGGAACAUAAAAAAAAAUAUUCACAGAAUUCUCCACCCAAAGAAACAUAUCAAACCAAUAACGUCACAGACCUUUCUGUAAAUAUAAACAAAAAGAAUAACACUGUAGAAAAUUCUAAAAAAAAAAAUGAUAAAUAUGGCAAAAGGGAAAAAGAAAUAAUUAACAAAAAUAAGAAAGAUAAUCAAGAUAAAGAGACAAAAUUAUAUGUAUUAAAUGAAACAUGCAAUCUUAAUGUCCAUGAUUAUUUGUUUUCAAAAUGUAUGGAUAAAAAACGGACUUACGAAGAAAGAGAAAAAUUUGUUUUUGAGCAAGAAUAUGCCAAAGUUACUAAUAUAUAUGAUGUAGACGAAGUUUUGAAAAUUAUAAACAAUUUAAAUUCGAUCAGAAAAGAAAUUGAAACUGUAAUAUAUAAAAAAUUGGAAAAAAGAUAUAAAGAUUAUCUUAUAAACUCAGUUAAAAUCAGAGAGAUAGAAAAUCACAUAUCGAAUAUUAACGAUUUAGUUGUCGAUAAUAUGAAUGAAUUAAAAGUGAUACAAGAUAACAAAUAUAAAGAGAUCUUAAACAUAAUAGAAUUGGUUAAAAAAAAAAAAAAAAAUCAAAAAAUUAAUUCAGUUAUUUUAAUUAUUUAUAUUAUUUCUAUUUUUGAUAAGAUCAUUUUUAGAACCAUUUUAAAAAAAAAUUAUGAGUAUGCAUCUUUAGUAUAUCACGAGAUGUCUAAUUUAAUAAAUGAUAAUAUUAAAUUGUUAAAAAAUAUUAAUUGCAUACGUGUAUUAAAAGAAAAAAUGUCUUCAGAAUACCUAAAUAGAUUAAAACAAAAAAACCAAACAAACUUCAUUGAGUUUUUGUUUUCAAAUAAUUCUAAAAAAAACUUGGAAAUACAAAUACAAGUUUCAUUCAAAAUUUAUUACUUGAUUUAUAAAUCAAAAUCUUCAAAUUUUAUUGAGAAUUUAUUAGGUUAUGUAUAUCAGUGUUUUCGGAAAAUUUCAAAACAAGUUAUUCUAUCAUUUGUAAUUAUACAAAACAAAAAAAAUGCUUUUAAAACCAUCCUUUCACAAAAUGAAGAAGAAAAAAAAAGAACCAGAAACAGAGAUAUGGAAAAAAGAGAAAUAUCUAAUGAGGAACUAAAAGAAGAAAUUAUGUUUUUAAAUGACAAAUCCAUAAAAACAGCUGACAGUGAAUUAAAAAAUAUUCCUAUAUCGGAAAAUACUAACAAAAUAAUAUUAAUGGAAAGGGCAUCAAAAGAAGAUAUACAUAAAAUAAAUAAAAAUUCAAGUGAUACAGAAUUAAAAUAUAUUGAUGCCUUGAAAAAUAUGAAAACAUUUAAAAAUGUACAUAAUAACAACGAUACACAAAAUGCACGCACUGAUAAAUAUGAAAUAAACAAGCAAAGGAAAACACUACAUUCAUCAGAAACUAUUAGUACAAAUAAUGUAUUUGAAAACGAGAUAAAUCAAAAAGAAGAUGAAGAUAAUUUGUUGUUUAUUCCUUUAAAUGAAUUAGUUCAUAAAUUAAAUGAAAAAGAUAGAUAUAUCUCAAUGGUCAAAGUUUAUGAAAUCACAUUUGAUAUCCUUAACAAAUAUGAUUUUAUCAUAAUAUUUUUAUUAAGUUGCUACAAAAAUUAUGCAUCAAAAUUAAUAAAUAAUAAUGAAAGCGAUAAUAAAAUGAAUUUGGAUGAAAAUAAAGAAAAAGUUAUUCCUAUCAAUUAUGAAAAUCCUUCCACACAAAAUUCCAUUAAAAUAUAUCACGAUAUAAAUUCUAUAAAAUGUAAUGACCAUAAAUAUAAUAACUGCGAAAUGUUACACGAUAAGACAACGUAUGAUCAUAAAAUUCAGAAGGAAAAAACAGGACGAGACAAAAAAGAUAAUACUGAUGAUCUUCGUUUUAAUUUCUAUGAUAUAUUAAAUUUUCAUAAAAAUAAAAAACAUAAUUCAAUUUGUUCACAAUUUUCCAAAAAUAUAAAUUCGUAUAUUUCAACAUCAUACAUCAUGUUUAUGAAUAAUAAUGAUGAGUGUAACAAUAGAAAUAAUAACUACUCAUUUUUAGACAAAUAUUCAAAUAUAAAAGAUCAGAUAGAAAAUUAUCUAAUGGACAAAAUGACUAAAUAUGAAUACUGUGAAGAAUAUGCUAAUUUUUCUAGGAAAUGUGCAAAUAAAUUCAUAAAUUCAAAAAAAAAAUUUUUGAAAAAUAUAGAAAAAGUAAUAAAAACAAUUGUUGAAAAUAUACAAUUCGACAAUUUUGAUUUCAAUUAUGUACUAGGAUUUAUAGUUAUUACUAUUAUUUUUUGUAUUCAUUCUUUUCUUUUUGAAAAUGAUUGCUCAAAUAAAUGCAUAUACAAUUUGAGAAAAUAUGAAUUAAAUUCAACCCACCCAAAACAUCACGAACACACCAAAAAUCAUAAUUCUAACGAAGAAACAUGCGGAUUGAACGAUACAAAUACGAUUCUAAAUAAUAGUAUAACAAAUAAAAACGAAAAAGAGGAAAACAAAAACUUGAAAAACACAUUGAAAGAAUACUUUCUCAACGAAUUUCCACGUAUAAAUAUCUUUGAAAAGGAAAACAUAGAUAUUUUUUAUAGCAUGAUAGAAAGCAAUAUAAUCUUUAAAGAAAUAGAAAAAAAUAUUAAAAAUAAUUUUUCAAAAAUACUUUCCAUGAAUAUUCGAAAAUUAAACAAUGCUAUUAAUAAUGAUACCUGGGUAAGAAUACCAACUAUAAGAAAUCAGUCUAUUUUAAAGAAAAAAAAUAAAUUUUCUAGUGUCAUAUCAUUUUAUAAAAAAAUAUUUAAUAAUUUUUUAAAUAUUCCUUUUUCGGAAAACCCAUUAAUGAAUUUUAAUUUCGAAACAUUAGAAGAAGAUCUUUCCUCAUAUAACAUAUUAAACGAUCCCUUGGAAGGAGAAAUAAAUUACAUUAGUUAUUCAGAAAAUAAUAUUACUAAUCAAGUAUCUUUUGGAAAACCUUCUGACAACAUUACUCUAGAAAAACGGAACACAUAUCAACCUAGCGAUACGAACAUUUGGGAACAAACAAUCGAAAAGAAAAGUGAACAAAAUAAAGUCGAUAAUAAUGAAGAAGAAAAAAAAGAGAACCUACAUAAUUUAACAAAUGAUAAAAACAAAAUAUACAGUAUGAAAAAUUUUGAAAUUGUUAAUUUUGACAUAGUUUCAUCAUACUCUACAAAUAUGCUAAUAUCCGUACUUCAGAAAUACCUUGAACUUAAUGAAUUAUUACCCAGUUUAAAAGAUGAAAUUCAUAAUAAUAUUUUUAAAACAAUUGAUUUGUAUAUAUAUAUGUUAUGUUAUUACUUCAUGAAAAAGGAAACAAUUGAUGAACUCAUAGUCGAUCCGAAACACUGCAAUGAAAGAAUUGGAUUAAAUAGUAUAUAUUUUAUUAUAAAAAGACAAGAAAAAUAUAAAGAACUAUAUACCUUCUUAACUUAUUAUAAUGAUGAAAUUAAAAAUGAACAAAAUAUAUGCAACCUUAAAAAUCUUAAUAUAAAUAAAAGUAAUUUCCCCAAACCGCAAUGUAAUGUAGACAAUUUUAAUAGAAAUAACAUUGCAGAUAAUAAAAAAUAUCUUUUCCGUUUAAAUAAUUAUUCUAAAAUUUAUAGUUCUACUUCGACAUAUGCUAUUUCUGAAAAAAUUGUAUCUAUAGAAUCAUUAUAUUGUUUAAUAUCAAAAUUAAAAGAAGACAUAAUCAAAAUAUAUGUUUCAAUAAAUGAAGAAAAUAAUAAUUAUCAAAACAGUGUAAUUACAGAAAAAAAAGUAAAUGAUACCUGUGAUAACUAUGAACAUAUAAAGGAAGAAAAUUCAAAUUGCAAACCAAUUAGUAAAGAUAAAAAUAAUAUCUUCAUUUCAUUUUUAAAUGAUAAAUUAAAAAUUGUAGAGGAGCUACGAAUUUUAAUAUAUUGUGAUUCUUUGUUUGGAAUUAUCGACAGUAGUAACUAUAUAAAAGAAGUAUUAAAAAUAAUCAAUGAUAGUUACAAUAAUGAAAAAGAGAAAAAAAAAAAAACAAAUGAUGACUUAAAUUUAAAAAAUAAAAACUUUAAAAUGAAUUUAAACGAAUAUAUGAAUUUAUAUUUAAAUAUAUUAAAUGAUGGGAAAAGAAAAUUAAUGUUUUCUUGUGAAGGAGUUACAUCUAUUAUUAUUCAUUAUUUACUUUGGAAUUUAAUUAAUUAUAUAUUUAAUUUAAACAAUAUAGAAAUUAUAUAUAAUAUCAAAAAGGAAAUUAUUCCUAUAAUAAGCAGUUCUAAAAACAUUAAAAACCAAGCAAGCAAUAGUAAUUAUAAAUCCCAAGAAAAUAAUAAGUAUAUGUCUACAGCCAAAAAUGGAAAUACUCUAUUAUCACAUAAUAAUUAUUAUAAACGCAUAGUAGCACCUUUAAAUAACAAACAUGGGAAAACUGAAAUAUUCACAACACACAGUAACCAAUAUGAAGAUAAUUAUACACCAGAACUUUUCAUAAUAAAUACAUUAAAAUAUUUUUUUUCGACAAUAUCUAAUUCUAUAAUACAAAAUAUAAAAUACUUUGAAAAAGAAAUUGAAAAUUAUCUAAAUAAAAAUAAUAAUGCAACAAUACAAAAUACAAUAUAUAUGAAAUUUUAUAAUGAUUUAAAAAAUUCAGCCAAUAACUCGAGACACAAUUUUUAUUAUAUAUAUUUGUCUAAUGAAGUUAAAUAUUACGAUCAAUAUUUAGAUUUACAUUUUUAUAAUUUAGAAAAACUCGAUUACUUAAUAAAGAACUGCAAUCCAGAUUUUUUUCAAUAUAAGCAUAUACUUUCUAUCAUUAUGAAAUAUCAUCAUUUUAAGAUGAUCCCUGAUAAUUACGUUGCUAGUUAUGAAAUGGGUAUAAUCAAAUGCAUACAAAAUAAAAUUAAAUCAGUAAAUUCAUAA